Messenger RNA from Pseudophryne corroboree (corroboree frog), 4166 nucleotides. RefSeq names its product catenin alpha 2 (gene CTNNA2). The record is from RefSeq and is a predicted model, not a curated record. Lineage: Eukaryota; Metazoa; Chordata; Amphibia; Anura; Myobatrachidae. Gene Ontology annotation, molecular function: cadherin binding; beta-catenin binding; actin filament binding. Gene Ontology annotation, cellular component: actin cytoskeleton; catenin complex; adherens junction. The transcript has 20 exons. The coding region runs from base 284 to 3199 and encodes 971 amino acids. Gene Ontology annotation, biological process: cell migration; cell-cell adhesion.
CAGCUGAUGCUACUAGAGCCCUGGCUCUCUCUCUCUCUCUCACACACAACACAUUGGAGCUAGCCAGCUGCUGGGGCUGUCAUUGGCAGAGAGAGCAGCAUCCCUGCAUGCUACAGACACCACAGCAAAGACAAUACACUCACAGCAAGACAAUAACCCCCCUUGCCUGGGCACCACUGGCACCAGCACCGCCUGCACUAGGGCACCGCAGCUGCACAGGGCACUCUCUGGGAUUUUGCACCCUGUACAAGGAGGAGACCAGUGGGCAUCAGCCGGGAGUAAAAUGACAUCAGCAACAUCCCCAAUCAUUCUGAAAUGGGACCCCAAAAGCCUAGAGAUUCGGACCCUCACCGUGGAGAGCCUUCUGGAACCACUUGUUACCCAGGUCACCACUCUAGUGAACACGAGCAACAAAGGCCCAUCCGGUAAAAAGAAAGGUCGCUCUAAAAGGGCCCAUGUACUGGCAGCCUCUGUGGAACAGGCCACCCAAAACUUUUUGGAAAAGGGGGAGCAGAUUGCCAAAGAGAGCCAGGAUGUAAAGGAGGAGCUAAUCUGCGCCGUGGAGGAUGUCAGGAAACAAGGAGAUACCAUGCGGAUUGCCUCUUCGGAGUUUGCAGAUGACCCCUGCUCAUCGGUAAAGCGUGGCACAAUGGUGCGGGCAGCCCGGGCGCUGCUGUCUGCUGUCACCCGCCUGCUCAUAUUAGCAGACAUGGCUGAUGUCAUGAGGCUUCUGUCCCAUCUGAAAAUUGUGGAGGAGGCUCUUGAGACCGUGAAAAACGCUACAAACGAGCAAGAUCUGGCUCACCGUUUCAAAGAGUUUGGCAAAGAGAUGGUCAAACUGAACUACGUGGCGGCACGAAGGCAACAGGAGCUGAAAGACCCUCACUGCCGCGAUGAGAUGGCAGCCGCCCGCGGCUCUCUGAAAAAGAACGCCACCAUGCUUUACACGGCCUCGCAAGCUUACCUGCGCCACCCUGACGUGGCGGCCACCAGGGCUAACCGGGAUUACGUCUUCAAGCAGGUGCAGGAAGCUAUUGCAGGGAUCUCAAACGCUGCCCAGGCCACCUCGCCCACUGAUGAGAAGCAGGGUCACACGGGCAUUGGGGAGCUGGCAGCCGCCCUCAAUGAGUUUGAUAAUAAGAUCAUUCUAGACCCCAUGACCUUCAGUGAAGCUCGGUUCCGGCCAUCUCUUGAAGAGCGGCUGGAAAGCAUCAUCAGUGGAGCGGCCCUGAUGGCGGACUCCUCGUGUACCCGCGACGACCGGAGGGAGAGAAUCGUGGCGGAGUGCAACGCCGUGCGACAGGCCCUUCAAGACCUGCUGAGCGAGUACAUGAACAACUCUGGGAAAAAAGAAAAAGGAGACCCGUUAAACAUCGCCAUUGACAGGAUGACCAAGAAGACGCGGGAUCUGCGUCGGCAGCUUCGAAAGGCGGUAAUGGACCAUAUCUCGGAUUCCUUUCUGGAGACGAAUGUCCCCCUGCUGGUGCUUAUUGAGGCUGCAAAAAGUGGCAAUGAGAAGGAAGUGAAGGAAUAUGCCCAAGUGUUUCGUGAACACGCCAACAAAUUGGUCGAGGUGGCAAACCUGGCAUGUUCUAUAUCAAAUAAUGAAGACGGAGUGAAGUUGGUGCGCAUGGCGGCCACCCAGAUUGAUAGUUUAUGCCCACAGGUGAUUAAUGCUGCGUUGACAUUGGCUGCCAGGCCGCAGAGUAAAGUGGCGCAGGAUAACAUGGAUGUGUUCAAGGACCAAUGGGAGAAGCAGGUCCGUGUUCUCACUGAGGCCGUAGAUGACAUCACAUCGGUAGAUGACUUUCUUUCUGUCUCAGAGAACCACAUAUUGGAAGACGUGAACAAGUGCGUCAUUGCCCUGCAAGAAGGAGACGUUGACACGCUGGACAGAACUGCAGGAGCCAUUCGGGGCCGUGCCGCCAGAGUCAUUCAUAUAAUCAAUGCAGAGAUGGAGAACUACGAGGCCGGCGUUUACACAGAGAAAGUUCUGGAAGCCACCAAGUUGCUAUCAGAGACUGGUCAAGGCUUUGUAAGGAUGUCUGCAAUCAUGUCCUCAGUUGGACAGCAGUUUAUGCCCCGUUUUGCUGAACAAGUGGAGGUGGCCAUAGAAGCUUUGAGCACCAAUAUUCCCCAGCCGUUUGAAGAGAAUGAAUUUAUUGACGCCUCUCGCCUGGUGUACGAUGGCGUGCGGGACAUCAGGAAAGCCGUACUCAUGAUUAGGACCCCGGAAGAAUUGGAAGAUGAUUCUGACUUCGAACAGGAGGAUUAUGAUGUCAGAAGCCGAACGAGCGUUCAGACUGAAGAUGACCAGCUGAUUGCCGGACAGAGUGCGAGAGCGAUCAUGGCCCAACUACCGCAGGAAGAGAAGGCCAAGAUUGCGGAGCAGGUGGAGAUAUUUCACCAGGAGAAGAGCAAGCUGGAUGCAGAAGUAGCCAAAUGGGAUGACAGCGGUAAUGACAUCAUUGUAUUGGCCAAGCAGAUGUGUAUGAUCAUGAUGGAGAUGACCGAUUUCACCAGAGGGAAAGGUCCACUAAAGAACACGUCUGAUGUGAUUAACGCCGCAAAAAAAAUUGCAGAAGCCGGUUCUAGGAUGGACAAGCUGGCCCGUGCUGUUGCUGAUCAGUGCCCAGAUUCAGCAUGCAAACAAGAUCUGCUCGCCUAUCUGCAACGCAUUGCCCUCUACUGCCACCAGCUUAAUAUCUGCAGCAAGGUGAAAGCCGAAGUCCAGAACCUUGGGGGUGAACUCAUUGUUUCUGGGCCCGGAGUGCAGAGCACUUUCACUACCUUUUAUGACGUAGCAGGUGAUGUCAUAGCUGGAGGCAGGGAUAGUCAUCUUUCCCUCAACCUACUCCCCUCAUGUGCUCAAGGAGCUCUUUUCGGGAACGGAAGCAGGGACUCAACCAUGCUGGACAGCGCCACCUCCCUCAUUCAGGCUGCCAAAAAUCUGAUGAAUGCCGUGGUGCUGACCGUGAAGGCAUCUUACGUGGCUUCCACCAAGUACCAGAAGGUCUACGGCACAGCGGCCGUGAACUCUCCCGUUGUGUCCUGGAAGAUGAAAGCUCCAGAAAAGAAACCGUUAGUAAAACGAGAAAAGCCAGAAGAAUACCAGACCCGAGUAAGGAGAGGGUCACAAAAGAAGCACAUCUCACCGGUCCAGGCUCUAAGUGAAUUUAAAGCAAUGGAUUCAUUCUAGAACUAUAGGCUUUACUAACAGGAUUAUUUUUUUUCUUUUCUUUUUAAAGAAGUCAUUUUGUAUGCUUACCUGCCGACUUGUAUGCCUCCGGCAUGAACCGACCCUUAGCAGUGUCCGUUUGCAUGCUACCCCAGAUUUUAUUGGAGUUGGAAAACACAGCACAUUGGCAAUAAACCAAGUGCAUUGAGUGCCAUCAAAUUAUAACUGUAAAUUUUGCCCUGAUCCCACACCCAAGGUUAUACUAUAGAUCCAGGCAAGCAACCGGCCAAUGGAGAAUGACAACAAAGGCUAAACAGGAAACAUGAUAUGCAUGCAGGGGCUGUUAGGUUGUCUGGUAUCGUAGGGUAAGACAUGGAAGUGCAAUGGUAGACCAUUCAGCUUGUAAUGCUUUCGUUUAGUACAAACUAUACCUAGCAAAUAUGCCUAACUGUGUGGCCCAGAUGAUGAAUUUUUGACACCUUUGUGAUAGUACGUGGCUUAUUUUUCUUUUUUUCUUUAAGUCUACUAAUACUGUAACUGAAGGCUUAUCACCUAUUGUGUAUUCCGUUCUCUAUGUUACAAAGUGUUAUUUACCAUGUUACUGAUUAGUCCCCAGAGAUAAUUACAGCUAGCUAAGUCUGUGUGUUGGCGUGUGAUGCCCAUUAAGAUGACUGAAAUGGCAUUUUUUUUUCCUUUUACUAGUUAAUAAUCCGGACAUUAGAAAGGAUCACCCACCUACCCAGGGUGGGGGCAGCCAUUUUGUGAAUUUCAGCCAGUGCUGGACUGUACUCUUGUAAACAUUGCUUCAGACCACAAAAUGGCUACCUUCCGUGUGCAGGUGGGCCGUUCAUUUUAACUUGUUGGUUUUGAAUACAUAACAGUGUUGCAGCUUAAAUGCAAAAAAAUGUAGAUGACCAGUAGCUUGGAAUAGAGGUAUCAAUCAUGGCUUUGUACCAAGUAACUUAAUAAAGUCAUUAACUCCCUCUAA